Molecule: messenger RNA, 2247 nt
Organism: Anneissia japonica
Lineage: Eukaryota; Metazoa; Echinodermata; Crinoidea; Comatulida; Comatulidae
Product: heat shock 70 kDa protein 14-like
Exons: 14
Coding region: 242-1870 (542 amino acids)
Biological process (GO): cellular response to unfolded protein; protein refolding
Cellular component (GO): ribosome; cytoplasm
Molecular function (GO): ATP hydrolysis activity; heat shock protein binding; misfolded protein binding
Source: RefSeq, a predicted model, not a curated record
UGUUGAAAUUAUUGCCGCAAUUCACUGUUUACCAAAUAUACUUUCUCCGUUAAGAUAAUAAAGAAACUAUAGCACUUUUGGUUAAUUUUUAAUAAUAAUAUAUUAUAAGUAAUCUUAGAUUCAAUAAAUAUAUUUGAUCUAUUUAAGAAAUCAUGGAAUUUGAUUGAAAUGAAUUUACUAUCUCGGCCUGGUUUUGGCACACACUACGCCUACAACUGUUUCUGAGAGAAGAGAGAGAUGCAUGCUUGUUUGGUCGUCUGAAGAAAUGGCAAGUUGUUGUGGUAUCUACUUUGGUGCAACUUCUGUUUGCUUGGCACUACACAAGGAUGGAAAAACUGAUGUGGUUGCCAAUGAUGCUGGUGAUCGUGUGACUCCAGCAAUGGUUGCAUAUGUCGGAAAGGAUAAAAAUGUAGGUCUUGGUGCAAAGCAAGGAAGGAUUCGAAAUGCUGCCAACACAAUAAUGAAUGUAAAGCACAUUAUAGGAAAGUAUUUUGAUGACCCGUUUGUCCAAACACUCGUUAAGACGAGUCCUUGUAAGAUAAUUAACAAGAGGAAUCUACCACUAUUUGAAGUUGAGUCUAAUGAAAAGACCAUUGUAGUCACCCCGGAAGAAGUAUUGGUGCUCAUUUUCAAGAAGAUGUACAGUAUAGCAUCAUCUCAAGGUGGAUUGGAUGUGAUGGAUGUUGUAUUAACAAUACCAACUAAUUUCACUGGAGAGCAGAGUAACACAAUCAGGAAAGCGGCAAGUGCUGCAGGCUUCAAAGUGUGCCGGAUAAUCAAUGAGCCAUCGGCAGCAGCAUUAGCCUACGAUAUUGGACAGGACACCUCAGCUGAAAUCAGUAAUGUAUUAGUGUAUCGACUUGGUGGUACGUCAUUAAGUGUAGUGGUGCUGAAUGUAAAUAGCGGCAUGUACCGCAUCCUGGAAUCGCACAAUCAAGUGAACUGCGGUGGAACUCAUUUUACUAACUCCCUUGUUGAGAUAUGUGCCGAUGAAUUCAAAAGGUCAUGGAGAGCAGAUGUACGUGAAAACAAACGUGGUAUGGCAAAGUUGGCGAAUGCGUGCGAGACCUGUAAGCAUGUAUUAUCAACGUUGAACUCGGCCUCAACGUUUGUUGAGUCGGUUCACGAAGGCAUCGACUUCCAGAAUAAAAUAUCUAGGGCCAAGUUAGAAUCUUUGAUACAGAGUCAUCUUCAAAUGUGUCUACAACCAGUUGACAAAGUUCUGGAAUCAGCUAAUAUGACUGCUGCAGAUAUACACAAAGUUGUUGUAGUAGGAGGCUCCACUAGAAUACCAAAGUUACAACAGCUACUACGUGCUAAGUUCCCUGAAGCCGAGAUGCUUAAUACAUUAGCACCGGAAGAAGUCAUAGCGAUAGGUGCUGCCAAACAGGCUGCACUUAUCUCUGGGUAUGAAGAUAUUCAAUUAUUAGACUUAGAAUCAGUGAAAGGAGAAUGCAUUCCUUAUUCUCUUUUAGUGAAGGUAUCAAAUUCAGAUGAAACUAGUCUUCAAACAGCCGUUCCAAAGAAUACCUACAUUCCUGUGAGGCGACAACAUACAUACACUAUACAGCAAGACAAAUCAUCAGUCUGUAUUGGAGUAUAUGUUGGUGAAGAGGGCAGCACAGAGGAGGAAUGUACCUUAGUAGCAAAUCUUGUACUGACUGAUCUUCCAACUGACUGUCAGAAAGAAAAACAGGUGACAACAGUGUUUCACUACCGCCGGGAAGGUUCAAUCCACAUCACUUGUACUGAAGUUGUGUCUGGGAAGUCAUCUGGUGUUACCAUUGAAACAGGAGAACCUGCUGCUGUUGAAGAACCUAGCAAGGUUGUUAAUGAGGAAUUAAAUUCAGCUGGAGCUCCAGAACAAUAACGAUAACUAAUGGUUGCGACACUGACUAGCGACAAGCCUAGUAUUACAUGUUGAACUAUAGUUUCAUAAAAAACUGUUGAGAAGGGAGAUUUCCGGGAGAGUUAAUGUUACUUCAAAGAAACAAAAUACUACUGUAAAUCACACAAUGAAGGCAAAACUACUUACUUUGAAAUAAUUGCACCAAGCAAGAACACCACUGCCAACCUAGGUAGCUGGUAUUAGAAAUUUGGUUACAUCACAAUACUGCAUGUAGUACUGUAUUUCCAUAUUUAAUAUAAAUAUGGAAAAGAAUACGAAAUGAUUUGCUUUGUAUAAAUAUUUUAUAAACAGAAUUCGGCUAUUUCAGCAAAAGAAGAAAUAUAAACUGGACGUUAUUA